GUUGUGAUUGGUUUUCAGGGGAGAGAGAAGAUUUGCCAAGGAAAGAAUGCAAGUAUGGUAUUGGAGGAAGAACUUCAAAACUUGGUAGAAAAGCUAGAGAAGUUGCGAAGGUAUUUAGGAGUUAAGGAUUCGGAGGUUCGAAACACUAGUAAUUUUGAUAAACAAGCGUAUCUUCUUCAAAGAAAGGUACAGAAGUUCAGACGAACAUCGGAUGAGAUAUGUGUCAAGGAGAUCCAAGAGAUGGCAGAAGCAAGCUUUUCGAUCAAAACAAGCUAUAGAGUAAAUGAGAACUUGCUUUCGAGUGGCAAAAGUAAUGUAGACAUUCUCAGAAGGAAAAUGGAGGGAUUGUCAAAUGGGAUGCUAUUAGAGAGGAUGAAGGAAGAGUAUGGUUCAAUGCUGUCUACAGCCAACAGUUCUGUCGCCAGUUCUGCCUCUUCUUCCCAGAGAAUUGAAAUUGAAGCCACCAAUUUGUCUUCUUCUUUGAUACAACAAUUUUACAAGGAGAAGGAGUGUCGUGAAGAGAAUGUGUGCUCAGGACGUUGCAAGGCGAUAGUUCGAAGAAUUGUAGAGCAAGUACGAGUUGAGACAGAGCAAUGGUCUCAGAUGCAGGAGAUGCUGGGGCAGGUGAAGGAGGAGAUGGAAGAAUUGCAUGCCUCUCGAGACUUUUGGGAAGAUCGAGCGCUAGAUUCUGAUUACCACAUCCAAUCCUUACAAUCCGUUGUGCAAGAAUGGAAACAGAAAGCUGUCUCAUCUGAAAGCAAAGCAAAGGAGUUGCAGGCACAAGUGUCUAUGCUCCACGGAGAGCUUGAUAGGUUGAGGAAGGAAGCAAUCACAAGAGCAAUGAAGGCCAAUUGUUCACCACUUAUACCCCGGGAUCCACAGAACGAAAUGGAAAAACACGUCCUGAUUUGUCACUUGAAGGAAAAUCAUUGUCCCAAAGAAGGUGGUAGCAAGCAAAGAAAACUAGCCACAUGUACCAACAGAGUGCCUGUUGCUCCAAAAAGAUCACCCUUUCGAGACAUCGGAAACUCCUCAUUGCUGGUGAGGCAGAACAGCAAAGCAGUUUUCCCCUUGCAUUGCCCUCUACCUUCCAAGACAUAGAAAAGCUUUUGAGAUUCGUUACAUUGGAUUCAGCUUGGGAAUCUUGCUCUUUUCUAACCAUAUUAACUGCAGGGGCUCUUCCUCUUUGCUAACCAUAUGAAUUGUACGGCAGAGUUGAAGAUCCAUUUUCUAAUUUCAAUAGUAGAGGAUACCAUUUGUGAGGGUUGGUGAGUUGCAAUCCUGAGUUUUUAAUGUUUGUUGUGGUUUUUCACUUAUUGCAUCAA
Molecule: messenger RNA, 1325 nt
Organism: Prunus avium (sweet cherry)
Lineage: Eukaryota; Viridiplantae; Streptophyta; Magnoliopsida; Rosales; Rosaceae
Source: RefSeq, a predicted model, not a curated record